AUGAUAUUAACUGUGUUUCUGAGCAACAAUGAACAGAUUCUGACAGAAGUUCCAAUUACACCAGAAACAACCUGUCGCGAUGUAGUGGAGUUCUGCAAAGAGCCUGGAGAAGGAAGCUGCCAUCUGGCUGAAGUAUGGCGUGGAAAUGAGCGCCCCAUACCCUUUGAUCACAUGAUGUAUGACCACCUGCAGAAGUGGGGACCCCGCAGGGAAGAGGUGAAAUUUUUUCUUCGUCAUGAAGAGUCACCAGCUGAAAGCAAUGAGCAGAGUGGACGUCAAGUGCAAAAUCAAAGAAAUGGCAUAAAUAUACCUGUGGAGAAAAGAACAGAGAAUGGGGUUGGCAAUCCACGUGUCGAGCUCACUCUUUCUGAACUGCAAGAUAUGGCUGCCCGACAACAGCAACAGAUUGAAAAUCAACAGCAAAUGUUGGUUGCUAAGGAACAACGUUUGAGAUACCUGAAGCAGCAAGAGCGUCGCCAGCAGCAGUCUGUUUCUGAGAGUGAAAAGCUUCAAAAACUUAAAGAACGUGUUGAAACCCAAGAGACAAAGCUGAAAAAAAUCCGUGCCAUGAGGGGACAAGUGGACUACAGCAAGAUGAUGAAUGGCAAUUUGUCUACUGAAAUUGAGCAUAUAAGUGCCAUGUUCCAGGAAAAGCAGCAGGAGCUGCAGGCUGCAGUGUUAAAAGUGGAUCAACUCACUCAGCAACUGGAUGAUUUAAGGAAAGGGAAACUGAAUGGGUUUCAGUCGUACAAUGGACAAAUGACAGGGCCUGCAGCAGUAGAAUUAAAAAAGUUGUAUCAAGAGCUACAGAUCCGUAACAGGCUUAACCAGGAGCAGAACUCCAAGCUCCAGCAGCAGAAAGAACUCCUAAACAAACGCAAUAUGGAGGUGGCCAUGAUGGACAAGCGAAUCAACGAGCUGCGCGAACGUCUGUACAAGAAAAAAGUUGAGGCACGUCAAAAAGAAAACAUUCCUUUGAAUCGUAUUAAUGGAACUUCAUCGCCCCAGUCAUCCCUGAGUGCCUCAGGAAGGGUGGCAGCAGUAGGACCUUACAUCCAAGUUCCCAGUGCUGGCACUUAUGCUGUACCAGUAGAUCCAGUUAAGCCACAAUCUCUCACCAUUGCUCCUAACUCAACGCAUGGAAGGUCAAAAUCUGCUAAUGAUGGAAAUUGGCCGAUACUUAAACAGAGUUCAGCCCCUGUGGUAAAACCCCCGCAGAUCUCCAACACAGACUGGAAAGAAUCGAGCAUGGAUACUGCUUUAAAACAAGGAACUAUAUCCAGCCAGCCUUUGCCAACUUCAGUAUUAGGAAGUACUGAUAAGCUGGGUCUUGACCUGGGGAAGGUGCCACCAACAGUUCCUGGUGUAAGCAAGCAGUUGCCUCAGAACUAUGGGACCUAUCCAAGCCCAGUUCCAUUAGGAACAGGUUCUACAAACUCUCUAGAAAGAAGGAAGGAUGGCAGCCUGCCCAGACCUGGCACCAGCAUAGCAAAUCGGCAGAGGCCGGUUCCGCUCCCGCCGCCCAGCAACGUGCACCAGCCCAGCUCUUCACAGCAGAUCCAGCAGAGAAUUUCUGUCCCUCCCAGCCCCACGUAUCAACCCUCUGGUCCCCCCUUGUUCCCAGGAGGAGAGGGCAGGCCAGAACUGCCUUUGACUGUGGCAAUCAGACCUUUUCUUGCUGAUAAAGGGUCCAGACCUCAGUCUCCCAGAAAAGGGCCACAGACAGUGAACUCCAGUUCCAUCUACUCAGUGUAUCUUCAGCAAGCAACACCACCAAAGAAUUACCAACAAGCUGUGUACAAUACUUUAAAUAAGUCGGUAAAAGCAGUUUAUGGAAAGCCUGUAUUACAGUCUGGUUCAGCCUCUCCCUCACCCUUGCCAUUCCUUCAUGGCUCUUUGCCUGCCCAGUCUCCCUCACAGCCACAACCUCAGCCUCAGACUGAGGUCACUGAAAAAGAUCAAGAGUUGGAAAAUGCUCCACCACCCAGUGAAAACAGCAAUGUGGAGAACAUUCCCCGUCCUCUCAGUCCUACUAAGCUCACCCCCAUUGUGCACUCGCCCCUGCGGUAUCAGAGCGAUGCUGACCUCGAGGCUCUGAGGAGGAAAUUGGCCAAUGCUCCCAGGCCAUUAAAGAAACGCAGCUCCAUCACCGAGCCAGAGGGCCCGAGUGGACCAAAUAUACAAAAAUUAUUGUACCAGCGCUUUAAUACCCUGGCUGGAGGGAUAGAAAGUGCUCCUUUCUAUCAGCCAAGCAAUCCACAGGACUUCAUAGGCAACUUGGCUGACGUUGAUAAUGGGAACGCCAGCACCAAUGGCAAUAUUGAAGAACCAAUCCCUGUGCAACCUACAGUUCCUGUCCCUGAUGAACCACCCCCUUCAUCAGAUGCCAAUGAUAAUGAGUUACCUUCUCCUGCUACCGAGGAGCUGAUAAGCACUGAAACCACGAAUCAAACACCUGAUACAACUGAAGACAACAACAACAAUCUUGCUAUAGUUCCUUCUACUGAGCAGUCACCCAGUCCCACACCAGAGGUCAGUUCCCCAGUAGAAGAUGAAGCUCCUUUGCCACCUGCUCUUCCUCCUCCACUUCCUGCAACAAAACGUACCAACUUAAAGAAACCCAACUCAGAAAGAACAGGCCAUGGUUUGAGAGUGAAGUUCAAUCCUUUGGCUCUCCUCCUUGAUGCUUCUUUGGAGGGUGAAUUUGAUCUGGUACAACGAAUCAUAUAUGAGGUUGAUGAUCCCAGUAAACCAAAUGAUGAAGGCAUUACACCUUUGCAUAAUGCAGUGUGUGCUGGUCAUCACCACAUUGUGAAGUUCCUACUUGAUUUUGGUGUAAAUGUAAAUGCAGCAGAUAGUGAUGGGUGGACACCCUUGCAUUGUGCAGCUUCUUGCAAUAGUGUUCAUCUCUGUAAACUACUGGUUGAAUCUGGGGCAGCUAUUUUUGCUUCAACUAUAAGUGAUAUAGAAACUGCUGCAGACAAGUGUGAGGAGAUGGAAGAAGGUUAUAUUCAGUGCUCCCAGUUUUUGUAUGGAGUUCAGGAGAAGCUGGGAGUGAUGAACAAAGGGGUGGUGUAUGCUCUGUGGGAUUAUGAAGCCCAGAACAAUGACGAGCUGUCAUUCCACGAGGGCGAUGCCAUCACUAUCCUGAGGCGCAAGGAUGACAAUGAAACGGAGUGGUGGUGGGCCCGCCUCAAUGACAAGGAGGGCUAUGUGCCUAAAAACCUCCUCGGGUUAUAUCCACGAAUAAAACCUCGACAGCGAACCCUUGCUUGAAUUCAGUUGUACGACAAUGCAGUACCAUGCUGGUAACUGGAAACUUAGAACAUACACUGGAGCCAUCAUUUUUGAUCAUUUCACACAGAGAAAUAAAACUAUGAGACUUAGUUUUAAUGGUGCUUUCUCUUGUUCAAUGGACAGCAUCCACAAUUUCCAAGAUCUGCAGUUUGUAAGUGAGGAUCGUUUCUGUGUGACCCAGCACUGACGAGGAGAGCGAUACCUCCAGUACCGACAGUGUUGCGCCAACUCUCGUCCAACGCAGUGUUUUGAGUCAGAGUUCUGUGGUAGGAGCUUUCUUGUGUUCUGUGUUCAGAGGUGUCAUUUGCAGAGUGCAGAUGCGCUGUCCAGUUUGCUCCAACCCCCCACAGUAACUGUCCCAUGUCGGGAUUUUGGGUAUUUCUGUUCAAUACCAGUGAAUGUUGAGUUCUCAUUACCGAUCAACUCUUUGGGUUCUAGGACAUGAGAUCUUCACCUGUUACAUGCAUAAUUAAGUAGUUACCAAAGCUUGGUGAAGGCUAGGAUUUUAGGUGGCAACAUGCUAAACACUUAAAUCCUAGUCUGGACAACCCCAAUGAAAGCUUUACCUAGUCUAGCAUUUUGCAUUAUUUGCAUUUAGUAUCAAGCUAGAAAACUAACAAAACCAACAGUAUUUGUACACUUUUCAAAGUCCCUACACAAUAUUUCACUUGGUGUUUUAUUUUAUUAUUAUUAUUAUUCAGCCUACAGCACCGGUGUUACCUCUACAAAUGUAAAGGUUCCCUACUAACCCCCCGAGCUCAUCCAGCCUGGACACAACAGUUAGUUCUGAAGUUGCAGCAGCUUAAGGGAUUUGUAUGUCUGCAGGGAUGAAAGUGCAAUAGUUGAAAAGGGUAAGAGUCUGGGUAAGGGUUAUACUGUGUCACCUGAAGUCUGCCUGAGUCAGUCUAGAAGAAGAUAUGAAGGACUGGAUAGAAGUAGAAAGAGGGUCGUGUAGAUGCCAAGUGGAGGAGAAGAAAGAAACAAGGUUUAGAGAAGGAUUUAAGAAAGGCAAUAGCUUAUUUGAGGACAGUUUCUGUGGUUCUUGGCAGCCUACAACUGCUGCCAAGGCAAGUUAUGCAAUAACCUGUUCCACUACAUUGUAGUUUCAAGCAAAAAAAUAAAAACCCCACAAACAGGCACUUCACUGGAAUUUUAAUUGUACAUGAUUUUAUAUACCAGAAGUAUAUUUUGAAUUUCCCAUUAUAAGUUUUAGCCAUAUUUCUUGUAAUUUUCUCCCAUUUAACAGUAUGCAAUUUGAUUAACUCUUCAUGUACAAGUUCUGUGUAUAAUUUAUAUAUCCAUUUCUGCAGUGCUGUAACAUGCUUUUACCACAGGUCAGCAUUAACUGUAUAUAUUGUGGUGAAAAGUGAAAAGGGUAUUAUUGUUGAAGAAUUUGCUACAUGAAUGUGAUGAUUUCAAGAGCCUAUGAUACACUAAUUCAGAGAACAUGUAAAUGUGCACAAUAAAGUACUGCUAAGGCAUUGCUGCAUUCUCUAUUCUCUUUAUAGAGGUCUUGACAGCAGAUGUGGCUUUGGUCAGUCUGCACAAAAAACCACUAAUUGUAGCUUCCCAAGGUUACAGCUGUCAACCUACCUUUCCUCCUUGUUUUAUCAGCUUCACUGAAGAUGUGAUUAUGCACUAGUAUCCGAGUAUUCCAACUGGGACAAAUUAACUUAGAACUAAAAUUAGUGUUUUCU
Messenger RNA from Ficedula albicollis (Collared flycatcher), 4994 nucleotides. RefSeq names its product protein phosphatase 1 regulatory subunit 13B (gene PPP1R13B). Gene Ontology annotation, cellular component: nucleus. Gene Ontology annotation, biological process: negative regulation of cell cycle; regulation of apoptotic process; apoptotic process. Bases 1 to 3276 code for a protein of 1091 amino acids. NCBI's taxonomy places the organism in Eukaryota, Metazoa, Chordata, Aves, Passeriformes, Muscicapidae. The record is from RefSeq and is a predicted model, not a curated record. Gene Ontology annotation, molecular function: transcription factor binding; p53 binding. The transcript is spliced from 16 exons.